Molecule: messenger RNA, 10078 nt
Organism: Amoebophrya sp. A120
Lineage: Eukaryota; Dinophyceae; Syndiniales; Amoebophryaceae
Source: the annotation of a GenBank genome assembly
CACAAGGCGACCGACACCAAGUUUGGCGCCGAGGUUGCGAAGACGGUUGCGAAGAACCGGCAGAAGAUGACCAGUUACGCAUCCAGCUUCGCGACGAAGGGCGGCACGGCGGCGGUCGGGGCCUUCGUGAGUGGGACCACCCCGUUUUCCAUGAUGACCCCGUUCCAGUGGGUCGGGGGGUUGGUUAUGAACCCCGCCGCCGCGGCCGGUGCACUUUCGAAUCCCGCCGUCUGGGUCGCGGUUGCCGCCGGCAUUGCCCUGUUCGCGACCAUACGCCCCGGACUGGCGGCCAUUGGAAAGCUCUACGGCUCCAUGACGGCGGACCGGGAUGGCCGAUUUAUGAUCCAGCUGGACCGGUUCAAGUCCGCUUUGGUGGACUCGGUGCUGCGGGCGCCCAUGUGCUCCAGCGAGAUGGUGGACCGCCAGCGCCGCCUGUACGAGGCCAAAAGCCUGCUUGACGGGGGCAACACGGUGGGUUACCGCGAUUGCUACCUGCAGGAGUUCUGCCCCACCGACCGUACGGGCGAGAGCGUCAAGUACGACCUCAUCUACACACUCUUUCGCCCGGGGAGCCAGCGCAAGGAAGAAAACAUGUACGAGCUGGGUAUCACCUGCAGCUGAAUGUUACGACCGCGUUUUUUCACACUCUCAGCAACCAAGUAGAAUGAGAAUCGUGCUACAAGUAAGUACUUAAGUUCGUGGUACAACUUGAUUCUUGCAAACAAAACUUAAACUACAAUGUAGGAUAUGCAUAGCUUCGAAGAGGUUUACAUUUUACGAUACAGUGUCACGAGUGUGGAGGUGAGAUCCCCCUCAUGCGCCGGGUCUCUCGUAGUCGUAUCAUUUACAUCUGCUGAAGAAGUUGUAUCUUUCCUAUCGGAAUGAUCCUCUGCCGGAAUCAUACACUGUUAGUGAUUCUCUAAAGCGUCAGACAUCUUUUUGGUUUAUCCUUGCGAGAGCAGGAACAACUACAACCGAUCUCCUGUAGUUGAGGGUGCUGAAGAAAACAGACGUCUGAUUUUGUUCUGAUACUCUUGUACGACGUUCAGACGGUGUUGGACAACCCGACAAGCUUCUACGAAAAAUUUCUGGGAAUGAGUUUCAAGCUCGGGAAUCUCUGGGAAGUGGAGACCGUCUGUAUUACAAUGAAAAAUGCCCCCACCCCCACAGUCGCAAAAAUUUGUGAUGCGAAGUUUCCAAAUGAAAUUGAAAACUUUCUGUCAUGCAUGAAACAAGUAUGAAUCUUUCUGAUGCAGAGUCUAGGCGUGCAUCGCAUCGCUUGCAUGACAAGCGCCACUCUUGCUGGGGUCUUUUGCAAUGCAGAUUUUUGCUGCUAAGGAUUGGAAACCUGUGAUGCUGAUAGAUGCACGAGGACGAAUGUUUCAAUUGGAAAGGUUUGCAAUACAAAUGCUCCCAAGUUCGGGGGUGGGGGCAUUUUUCACUUUGAUAGUCUGCCAGGAUCAGGAGCUGGACGAGUGCCCGGCUGCGGACGUGCUCGUGGACGACAGUCUGCACAUGAUCGGAGAGUCAGAGAUGCUCGAGGAGAUUUACCUGGCGCCCUUGAUCAUCAACCCCAGGUAAACAUGUAAUUCUUGCAUCCAUUUUUGCAGAGUAUCAAGCGGAUUUCUAUUUCAAGACAUGUUGUAAAAGCAUAGUCCGCCGGCGAAUUAUAUAUGCCAGCAUGGUUCUGAUAGCUCUCACUCUCUGGCUCUCCGCGACGGCUUACUAGGUGGAAGGUGCAUCUGUGUACCUGUAGUUGCUAUUCUGGAAGAAAUAUAAUAUCACAGAUCAACCCGAGAAGUCUCGUCAACAUAGAUCAAGGAAUUUAUUGGCGUACUACUGAUAGAACAAGUGAGUGACGUUGAAAAUCAUCAGAAUCCGUCGGUUUGUGGAGACCAGCCCGGCGUUGCAGGAGUUUGAAGAGAAUCUGAUUGACGAAGCGCAACAGCAGUUUUCGGUGGGGACGGAGACCGCGAUUGAGGACUGCGAGCGGUGCCAGCAGACCUGGGGACACCGUUCCUGGGGUUCGGGGCGACCGCGCGCGAAGGAUGGCGGCAUGUUCAACGGCGCGGGCACGGACCUCAACACGCGGGCCGGGUUCAAGCAGAUCUCGGCGCCCGCAAAGAUGGCGCGCAUGCAGGACAUGAUGAUGUCGGGUAUGUACAUUCCGAACCAAGACGGCGGCUACGAGUGCGAGUUCACCGGCGUCCCGUUGGUCCACACGCCCCCCCAGCCCAUCCGCAACUCUGCGGGGUGCAAGGCCGCCGCAAAGGAGAAUGGCCACGAGUUUAAGGGCUUGGUCCGCUACCCCAACCCUGCGCAGGGCGGCCAGGACACUGCGCUCAUGACCCGGUGCGCCUGGAGCCUGGAGCACGAGUUCGGGUUCGAAAAGCCGCUCGCGAAGUACAUCAUGGAUAAGAUCAAAACCAUCAUCUACACCGUGAUGGAGACGACCGGAUCCGGCAUGACCGAGCGGGAGGCCACGGAGAAGGCCGCCGCAAAGGCCAAGCAGGAGGCGAUGAAAGCCAAAAUGGAGGCGAUGAAGGGCGGCGGAAAGGGGACAAACGGGCCGCCCGGCGGCAAGGCCGACGCGGCGGGAGCCGCGGCUCCGGCGAAAGCGGGGGGAGGUGGGAAAGCCACUGCGGCCGCAUUUGUGCAACUGAGCGAGGAGGUUCUUGCAGGCGGUCGUGGUGGAACUGGAAAUCCUGCUGAUGGUACUACAACGAGUGAUGGACGGAAAAGAAGCAAAGCGAGUAGCAGUGUCCUGCAGAUAUCUGAGUUGGGUCUCGAUGACCACUCGGCGGACGGCGAGGUGGAACAGAGCAGCGGCGCGCGCGAUUCAUCUACUUCCAUGUUAGAAAGAGAAGGAAAAUUUAGGCGCGGAAAGCAAGUGCAGAAGAAAAACAAGGGAAAGGUAUCUGUCAUGAUUCGGCAGCUGAUGCAGAUCGCGCAGCGAAAGUUUGGGUGGGCAGCGCUCGAAUCCUCCUGGCAGCGGGGCUCUUUGCUGCAGCUGCUUCAGCGCACGGGUACGACAGGGAGGACGAUGUUAGGAGGGUCACGAGGAGAUCCCGGAGCAGCCGAUGCGGCCGAAAAGCCGCAAUGCCCGGCGGAAGCGCGCACGAAAUUCCCAGAUUUCCGGACGGUGUGGGGCGACACCCUGCAGCAGAUUUUGCGAGAGCUUAAAGACCCCAGUCCAGAUCCAAACGCGGCCGACGCAGAGACACACACCAAGGCUGUGGAACAGAUUCAGAAGUUGAACGCAGCCCGGGACAAGAUGGUGAAAAAGCUCGAGUUUGCGACGGAGAGUGCCUUUUCCGAUUACGGUGGUAAAUUCCUCCACGCCGGGAACCACAAGGACGAGGAAGCCAGUAAGAACGAAAGAUCAGCGUUUUCGCAAGCACUGAUAAAGGAUCACCAGCUGCCGCCAAAAGCCGCCGCGCGCCUCGCUAUCUUGUAUCCACCUGCGGUGUCGUGGAUGGUCGUAAAGCUACAGCUGUUCUACUCGCUGUCGUGACAGAAUCUCUACUGCGGGCACGACCACACUAUACUUUACACACCAAUUGUGUGAAACAGAAAAUGUGCAUGUUGUGAAUUAGUACGAAGAUGAGAAGCACGAAACAAUGGUCACAUAGAGGCACUGCUCCGCUCAGUAUUUAUGUCGCUUGAGUGCUGGCCUCCUUUCGCUUUCGGUGCCGGCACCCAUGCUCCUGUAGUAAAGUUGGUUUUGCUCAUUUUUUAUUUUUUGUCGAACAGCAGUAGCUGUAGCAGAGAUCUUCACGGCACUUCUAACCCUUCCGUUUCAUACCUUCGGGGAGAACAUGCUGAAUGCGUGCCGCUCAAGAUGUACCACCAAGGAGGAAGACGAGCAGGUCGCGCGCUCCAAGGCCGAGGGAGCCCGCAAAGCAUGGGAUGAGAAAAAAGAAGGAAUGUUGAAUCCAGUCACCGGGGAUAUUUCUCACGCGAUUGAUGCCGGGGUCACUAUGUUGACGGAGUCCAAAACUGUCGUGAAUGCUGGUCCCGUCGACCCGGUAGUCGUCAGCACCGAGACUUUCACUGGUGGCGUGAAACCGCUGGUACAAUCCCCAUUCAGCAGUCCGGGCAAUCUGCAGGCCUGGCUGCACUACCGCGAACGGAUGCUCGGCGAAGUCGGGCUGAUGGUGGUCGCCAAAAGUAAAAGCUUUAGAGAAAACCUCAUGCAAUCAGCCUUCGGCGACAAGGAGAUGUCUGAGUCAUUUUCAUCUUCUGCGUCCUCCUUCAUUGAGGAGGGACAAGGGCGAGAGUGGCUUUUCCACGAGAACACGGACAAAAUUAUCAUCAAAGAAAAGCCCAGCUCGUUUGUGGAGCGCUUUUUUCCCACGUGGAUGGGCGGCACCGGCAUGGGCUCGUCGGGUGAGACGGACGAGCAGUCCGCUACCACAGUCGCGCCCAGCACGACUGCCCCCGCCGCCGGAGGUGGAACAUCAACUGCUGAAACGAAAACUAAGUCGUCGUCCCCUGCUGUGAAAGACGACGGCGCGUUGACGUCGGAGGAGCUGGACAAGGAGCACCAGGAGGCCGGGCGGACGGGGUGCAUGGAGUACCUCGGGAGUAACAACAAGGACGGAACCGGGCUUCCGGGCGCCGGCUACUACUUCGCGCAGACCUUUUCCCUCCGCAAGAAUCUACGGAACUACCUGACAGAACUGUCUAACAACGCGGUCGCCGGCCACAGCCUGACGUACCGGCCCCUGGACGGGCCCGCAAAGGAGAUGAAGCAGUACGAUCCGGACUCGAUGCAGUUCAUCACGAUUUGCCGCGGCAUCCUCGGCGCCAUGAGUCCGGAGGCGGCGGAGUUUUCCUGCACCAUGAGCGACGACAUGGCGUACGAGCAGAUCCAAGCCUCCCGGGCCCUGCAGGAGGACAGCCACGACCAACUGUGGCGGGAGAUGGACUGCCGCAAGCACUGGGUCCGGUUUGACGCCGCCAGCAACAAGCAGGUCGUCGACAAGUUGACCGCCCGGCUCAAGGAGGAUGGGUGCCUGGAUCGCGUCUACAACGACACGAUCAACUCGCUGUUCCACUUGGAGGCGAAAAAGCUGAAAGAGGAGGGCAAAACGGCGCUGCGGGUGCAGAUGGUGCGGCAGGGCGGGCUGCGGGCCGGAGCCGACUCCAACCCGGCGGGGCAGGCCGUCGUGCGCGGCAUCGAGCAGAUUCACCUGGCGAACAUGAACUGCAAGAAGCGCGGAAAAAAAUACUUCUCCGUCUUCCCCACAGAUCCGACCAACGUAAUGCAGUCCGCGCAAGAAAACGCCAUGGGCAGUAGUGCCUUGCAAAGCGGCGAAACUCACAUAACAGCAUCAUCUUCGCCACAAUUGGUGCACUCCUCAAGAAGAAUGAAGAACAUGCAGCGGGGAGAUGUUGGGAAAGACACUAGCAGUAGCAGUGUACUGCAAACAGCGCAAGACAAAAGCGGGAUGAACAACGCGGCCACGUCAACACGCAAACACAGACGCGGAGAUGGAGGUCCCAGCGGCGACAAGAAUGGGAAUAAAGAACCCGGCGCCACUGAAGAGAACAAGAAAGAGCUCAGUCGCUCCGGAUUGUGGCCUUACCACGUUAUCGCUGUCAUCGAAAGCGCGUUGCACGUUCGCCCUAGCAUCCUUUACGACCGAGACAUCACGCCCCCAAGUCCGACCUCCAAGGAAGCUUUUGUGACUGGCAUAGAGAAUUACGCGGGAGAGAUGAACAAUGCCUCGGAAUGGCUCAGCUCCGGCAUGUUUAACAACACCAACAGCCAAAACCGGCACAUCAGUGAGUGGCUGGCAGACAAGCACAUGUUUGACGUACUGGGCGGGAAGCCGGGACUCUUCCACAAGCGGGUGCAAGGAGCCUAUCCUAGAAAAUAAACGCCCACUCAGAAAAUUUGCAAAUAAUGCUUGCUUUAGGUAAGUGUAGUCGAACGAUUCGUACUAGCGUAGCCAGAAUCGGGCUUUAGUGCCGUUUUUAGGACACUCACUUUGCGGCUGCUCUCUCUCGGAUUUUUUGAUGUUUUGAUCUGAAAAGCUUUUGCAUGGAUAGCGGCGACUACCACCAGCACGGCCGCGUGUACACCACUUGGAUCAACAACAUCAACGCGCUGGCCUUGCGGAAAGACGAGAUUGCCGAGGCUGUUCAUGGAGACCCAGGUAAGGCAAGAGAACUUUGACGUCUCUACUUGAUGUUUAUGUUCAUCAUCCUGGACAAUUGCAGUCCGCAAGUUCGUUUUGGCGCCUCCAAUUUGGGAAGGCCAAGCAAUAUAUGCCUCCGAUGGUCAAAUCCAAUCGUCUGUGAGGCAAGGCAAGUUUCCACGGGCAUAGGAUUUUGAAAAUCUCCACCACCAGGUGCUAACAUUGCCUUUAUGCAGCUGCCCACGCCGAAGUGCUACAGCGGCAACUUCAUGGCUCUGGGUGGUAACAUGAUGGCAAAUGCCAAGACCGCAGGCACGAUUGGAGACCUGAUUACCAAUACGCUGGACGACGUGGAUCGGGUUUACAAUGAAUUCACCGAAUCUAGAAUGACGGAGGAGGAAAAAAACAACCGUACGGCGGACGAGAAAACGUCGACAUGGCGCUAUUUGACUAUGAGAGUGCACAAGAAACCCUCCCCUUCUCCCUCAUUUGUCAUGCAAAAUACGAAGUCGUGCCAGAGCCAGCGUCUUUUUUUUUGCAUUGCCUCCUGGUCGUGGCACUGUAGUUGUUUUCGCCACAUGUAGUUCUGGACGCCGAAAUAAUAGCAUCUCCCUGUGACCAACUACUACUUAGCUGCAUCUUUCUUGUACGUGCGGCUUUUGCAGCAGUUUCUGUCGAUCAUGCCCAUCAAAAGAUGGGGCGGAGGGGGCCCCAACUUCGUUGUGCGCUGUGAUAUUCACGAAGGGCAGGCGGCUGCGAGAUGUGAAGGUGCGGAUCGGGCAGGUCAAGCAAGAAUUCGAGCGGACGAAGGGCGACCACCUGACCAAGUGGCUCGACUCGACCUACGAGGAGCGGCGCGUGAACAUCAUCCAGCGCGUCUGGAUGCACUCGCUCACGUUUCCGGAGCGCAACGGGCAUUUGGUGUACGUGGGGCGUUGGAAGGAAAAGAACGGGCUCUACGACAACGAGAUCCUGAUCGCCGAGCUGCUCGCCCUGGCCUACCAGCGGCUGGACGCGCUGGACCACCCCUACACUUGGUCGCCGCUGUUCGCCUUCGUCUGCGUGUACGUGGACCCCAAAAGCCUCAAUGUGGACCUGCAGAUGCUGAACAUGUACAGCAGCAAGGGCGUGGAAGACCGCCGCCUGCAGGAGGAAAUCCAGCAGUUCUACACCAUCGAUCAACAAUAUGAAAGCGGUGCACAACUAGAAGUCCCCCGUCCCCCUCGUAAUAUGCCAAAUCCAGCACCUAGCUGUGAUGUCCUUUUCAUCUCCUUUUUAUUGCACUGUGUGCACGAGGGCAUAUGAUUAUGAACGCGAAAGCCGAAACAGUACUACUUACAGCCGGAGCACCACUAGCUUGUCAUCAAGAUGCGCACCAGCGGCCUUCAGGUGAAGUCAGCUGGUGCUCGUGUUUUUAUUGAUGUUCUUCAUGCGCUUCAACUGGAACUGACGGGGAGGGGGAUUAUUGUGCUCUUUGAUAAGCAGCUGGAGCGGGUCGAGCAAGAGAUCGAGGGUGCGGUGAUGCGACUAUCGGCCGUGAAGAAGAUCGAGAACGAUAUGGCGCUCUCAACUGUUACAUUCUCAAGUGUUACAUGAGUUUGUGAUGCAAGAAUGGCAAAAGUCAAAGCAGGGAGGUUGCACCUGUAGCAUUAGCACUACAACUACACGGCGCGAAGCGACGACGGCAGCAUACUAAAUUUUCGAGUAAGCAGUUUCUACUUCUGCGAGAGCUCCGGCAUGGAGGAGGCGACGGUCUGUGGCACAGUGUUCCAGCAAGACCGACAGAGCAAAAUAUGGGCCGCCGUUGACCCCAUGGCCUAAGGGCGAAGAGGAAAAAGAGGAGGAAAUCGAGGAGCGAUCCUCAGGCAAAUAGAUAGCAAAACACUGCGCAUCUAAAAGAGUUCCAUGAAAAAACGAGCACGAAUAUACUUAGAUUAAUCAGAAGCUCAGUCAGUCAGUACAAAUUCCACGCAGAUUUAGUUGCUGUUUAGCCUUUCAAGAAUUUGUCAUGCGAAGUAGCUUCACCUUGUGGAUGUUGAUGCUCAUUUUGCAUGGCAAAUCAUGUAACAGUUGAGAAUGUAACGUUUGAGAGUCUCAUAAACGAGUUGGCCACGUUCAAGGCGCGCAUCGCGGAACGCAUGCAGAUGGAGUACCAGGUCAUCUACCUAUCCUGUGCAAAAGUACGUAUCGUACUCACGUAGUACAACUCGUGCUGAUUAGUACAAUCAUGCAUGAUGUUGUUGACAAAUGCAAAUCAGCAGCACGCCACUGACUUUUGAAAAAAUGUUAAGAUUCAGACUUUGUAUAUGCAAUUGGUACCUCUAGGAGGGUCGUCGUACGUUACUUUUGCGAUGCAUACUACCGAGAGCGGGACGACGCGCUGCAGCAGCUGCAGGAGAUGGGCGGUGCCAGCCCCACGGAAAUCGAGCGGGUGUCCAAGGAGUGGGAAAACAAGCGGCAGGACCAGGAGCGGGCGGCGGCGAAGGAGAUCGCGGACUUCGAGAAGAAGCAGAAGCAGGACCUGCAGAUGCUGAAGGACGAGAAGGAGGGCAGCUAUGCUGUGCAAAAGUAUCGUACUCGUACUAAUUGCAAUUGCAAAUAUCAAUAUGCAUGACAAAUCUUCCUCCAAAGGUAAAACAGCAUUACAACUUCCACUUUUUUUCUUGCGAAAAUUUGUAAAUACAAUUUAUACUAGUACGUUACUUUUGCAAUGCAUAGCAGCACGCAGUGGUGGAUCUUUCCGCAGCCCUCGGAUCCCGGGACGCAGGGGGACCCGCCCUGCUACCAGACGGACCGCACGGUGCUCGAGGGCCCGAAGACCGGGGGGUGCAAAAGCAAGCCGUGGUUCGGGCCCCUGGCGAAGGGGUACGCGGCGGAGGCCUUCCAGGCGUUCAAGUCCUCCCCACCGAUGACCAUGUACCCCACUGUGUUCCUGAAAGAAGCGAUUGGCGGUUCGCAACUGAAAAUGCUCGGCGGAGACCCCAUGUCGCCCCUGACGAGUGACCGGGGGAAGAAGCGGCUCUACCUGUUCACAGACUACGACGAGCUGACUGGCCGCCUGCGCGACGACGGCUGGCUACCCGACGACGCGACACUUACUGACGGCGCGGAUGUGAACCCUAUUCUGAACAACGCAUGAUAAGCACAACGAGCUCCUGCGGGAGUUUUUGUAUUUGACGCCGCCGGAGGGGCGGAGGACGACGAAACGCGAAGACGAAAUCAAAUUUCCAUCUAAGACACUACAAUCAUAAAUACGUGCUACCAAAACUACCAAAUAGAGCUACCACUUUGAUAUAGAAAAAUUCACAAAAAUAUACUGGAAAGCGCAUUUGCUUCAAUGAAUUCAAUUUGUAUACGACUUUGUGAUGUAACGUUGCGCACAAGAGCAAUGGAUAUGGAUUUUGAUUUAGAUUUUGCUACAGAGGAAAAACAGAUACCAAAAGAACGAACGACAGCGACGCUCGGUUGUCUACCACUUCGAAAUGUCGAUCGGACGAAAAAUUCCUCGAAGGUUAAAAUGACCUGUAACUAUGGUGUAGUUUUUCGCAUCUGGAUUUCUCUCGAACGUCAAUCUCAUCCAGUAGAAAGAAUCGAAAAAUGCACAGCUCUGGAAACUAGAUGUUGCCGUAAUUCAUCUCGCAUGUGAUUUCUUGCAAACCCAAAAAAUGUAUCUGCAACCAAGUUGGAAAAGUGACGCAGGACUGUAUGCUGGUGAACGCUAAACGAAUGCCGGUUCUGGUGUUGUAAAGUAAAACAGCUAGAGAGAAAAAAUGAAAUGCAGUCCAUGAUACCUGCUAAGUCCAUGCCCUCACAACUGGAACGUCCUUGUAGCUUUAGCGCAAAGUCCCUUUUCAUGUUCGAACUACUAGCACCUUUUCUGCAAAAAGCAGAGACUGUAUCACUGCAGCACGCAGGUGGAUUGACGGAAGACG